CGACUCUCGACUUGUCUCCUACCACGCCAUACAUUAUAUUCGUCUCUCCUUCCUUUGUUCAAGAUGCAGUUCUUUUUUCUUGUGUCUUUCUAUCUUUUGGCAGUGCCGGCCACUGUCCUGGCAUGCGAAGGCGAUUGUAUUGUCGAGAUAACAAAGGCCUUUCUAUCUAACUAUACAGAUCCCAUUCGGUUAACGAUGCAGCAACUCGCACAAGAGAUUUCCUACUCUAUUCCUAAUCAACCAUCCCCGGAAAGAACCAUCAACUAUCUUCAACCUCUGCUGGAUGCCUAUAACGACGAUGCUUAUGACGGCAUGGAGAACGCGAUCUUUCCCAGCUACUUCCAUGGAAAAUGUCUUCGCGACGGUGUCACCCCUCCUGGCUGUCCUAACCCUGAUUGCGACGUUGUCUGCGGCACACCUGGCUCUCUCGUUCACUUCUACCCAAAGCUUCGCUAUAUCGCGUAUAAUCAAACCUACCAUGGUCUCCAGAGGCUCGCUUCCCCAGGAACCGACGCGUACAAACAAGUUGAAAAUGCCAUCUUGAAUUCUGUACACCAAGAAGGACCCCCUUCUCGUCGCAGCUCUCGUCUCUUUGCUCGAUUCUCACCACUUGCUGGAUCAAGCCCCACUUCUCUUGCUAGUAGACGUGACGAUGACGAGGAUAUACGCGUGAAAGUGCAGACUAUCAUGGCGAAGAUCCGGCCGACGCUAGAGAGCGUUUGCGGUGGAAGUGGUAACGGCGAAACAAACGGCCUUCCGAAUUGCAGUUGGGAAGACGCUAUGAAGGCGUAUAUCUUGACCUUCCCAUGAUCUUCUCUUGUAAACUCUUCGAAGCAGGACUUCUCUCGCCGGACGAACUAUUCCUUGGACUCAGACUUGGACUCAGAUCAAUACCAUGGCUCUUCACACACUAAUGUAUCAAUAGGCUGUCGCAUUGUAAUACUCGGAUGUAAUCACAAUAAUAUUCCCCACUGCCC
This is a messenger RNA of Somion occarium, 977 nucleotides long. The record is from the annotation of a GenBank genome assembly. Lineage: Eukaryota; Fungi; Basidiomycota; Agaricomycetes; Polyporales; Cerrenaceae.